This is a messenger RNA of Cephus cinctus (wheat stem sawfly), 2036 nucleotides long. Its product is annotated as THAP domain-containing protein 5. The coding region runs from base 163 to 1731 and encodes 522 amino acids. The record is from RefSeq and is a predicted model, not a curated record. The transcript is spliced from 3 exons. Lineage: Eukaryota; Metazoa; Arthropoda; Insecta; Hymenoptera; Cephidae.
UCAAUUGUUUUAAAAGUGUGUGCAAUGCAAAAAUCCCUAGAAAUUCUUAGGCCUCCUUGUAUCGGGUUAGGUUAAGUCAGGUUGUUUAAUGGUAUUGCUUGUUGAUCUCGAGCUUUGCACCGAAUUUGAAAUUUGAUUUUCCAGCAAUAUUAAAACAGCAAAAUGCAAAGUUGUUGUAUACAAGGAUGUGAAAGUUAUAGGAAGGUUGGAACAAGGAGUAUCGGAUACUUCAAGUUUCCAUUGUGCAACAAAGUACUACUCAAGAAGUGGUUGAAACAAAUUGGACUAGCGAAUUGGCAACCUUCUGAACAUGAUCAAAUAUGCAGUGCACAUUUUGAAACACGAGAUCUUAAAUUCCACCCUGUGCGUAAAUAUCCUCUCUUAAAACCAUCUGCAGUGCCAUCAAUAUUUCCAAUUCGACCAACCUGCAUUAAACAAUCAAAUAAUGAACAGAAUAUUGUGGAUGCAUCGAAACAGAUACUUCAACUACCUUUGCAGCAGUUUCAGAUUAAUAAUAAAGCGACCAAUGGAUUGCCACUGUUACAAUCCAGUCCUGUCAUAUUGAUACCAGCACAAAUAAAUCAAAUGACUAAUAUUUCUCAGCCAGUUGUCCAAGUUCCUUCUGGAGGACAAGUUACUCAAUCUAAGUUACGAAAGAUUUUACCUAAACCAAGUCCAUGCAUCUUUACUAUGUUUGAUAACAUUGUUCAGCCACAAAUGAAUAAGGUACCUAUACCAAAGUUGAAUAAUGUAAAUGUAUCCAAAACCAAUAACAUUAUUGAAACAACUCCAACAACUCCAUGCGCAUCUAAAACUGGUACUGUUAAAAAGCCAAUAUUAAGAAUAACUAUAAAUAAAAAGUAUGACUCAUCACCACCGCCUAUAAUCUCGGAAUCAUACGAAACAGUGUAUUUACCACAAAAGAAUGAACACAAUCCAGAGUACACAUUUAUAAAAGUUAAAAGUGGUAAUAAUGAAGUAUUGCACAAUAAAUGUGACAGCGCUGACAACAUUGGAACAUGUUCACCUACUGAACCUAAAACAAGAAAUAUAAAACAAACAAAUUCUACAUCAAUAUCUGAACAAGCAGAUAUAAUACCGGAAAGUGUUAGCACAAAGUCUAUUGAUAUGCCCUGGAAUCGUGAAUCUCCAUCUACAGCGAAGCUACAAUAUUUAUAUGCAAAAGCUCGCCAAGAUUGUUAUCAGUUACGAAAACGUCUUAAAACAUUACAUGAGAAGCAAAAACUUGAACAACAAGAGGUCAAGAAGUUACACAGUCAUCUUGCUGAACUUGGUAGGAAGAUUCAACAUAGUUAUCAAACUAACGCUGCUGAACCAAGAGGAAAAAGAAAGAGCAAAUUUAAUAAAAAUUUUAACAAUGAUGUAGAUGAAGAUGAAUAUGAAGAAUUGCUCAAAGAAGUAAGGAGGAUAAAACAAGAUAUUAAAAAAACAAGAAGAUAUUCGAGUGAGCAUUCCACACAGAAUAUUUCACACCUCUUAAAUAAUGUGAUGAAUGAAAAUAGUAUAGAAGAAAGCAACGAAGAGAACAAAGAGGAAAAUAACAUAAGAUUAACUGUAGACGACGGAGAAAUUAUCGGAGAAAUUUCUGAUGAUUGCAAUGAAGUUCUCAAAGAUAUUACUGAAGACCCUGUUGUGAUGGACUUGAAUGAGGAUGAUAGAAGUAUGGAGUUUAAUGAAGAAUUUCUAGAUCCAAGUCUCAUCGAUGGAUAAAGUGAAUUUGAUAAGAAAGUGGCACAACUAAUGAAUAAACAAAUUUAUCUCUAUCACAUAUUGUUUGUAAAGUGAUGCAAAGUGUUUUACAGUUAAAAGGUACACGGUUGUUCGAUUCUUCCCGAAAGAAACGUUGAAAAUGUUUAAGAGACCUGCAGUAGUUAUUAUUUUUUUUUUUUUACCAAAUAUGAACAAAUUAUUUCAGUUCUUUUUGCGGGAUCACUCAUUUCUUCAAGGAGCAUUUGUAUAUCAUCUUGGCAAUGUUGUUUUCUAUUAAUAUUCGCUAGAAUGCAAUUUUUAAUUAA